This is a messenger RNA of Podarcis muralis (Common wall lizard), 1796 nucleotides long. The record is from RefSeq and is a predicted model, not a curated record. Lineage: Eukaryota; Metazoa; Chordata; Lepidosauria; Squamata; Lacertidae.
UGUUCUUCAUGUGAUGUUGUCUUCCAUUCAGGGCCUGGGUCCUGGCUGCUACGACACAUACGAUGCUCACAUUGACUGCCAGUGGAUCGACAUUACAGACGUCCCCCCUGGGAAUUAUAUUCUCAAGGUGACCGUCAAUCCGGACUUCUUGGUGCCCGAGUCUGACUUCACAAACAAUGCUGCCAGGUGUGAUGUAAUAUACACAGGGACGCAUGCCACCGCAAGGAACUGCAAGAUCACCAGCCGCCUCCGCUUGACCCAGAAGACAGAGGUCCCUGUAGCAGAGAAUCUCCCAGCCCAGAAGGAUGCUAUUUCUCUCCUGGUUCGUUUGUCUCUCCAGCUCUCUCAGCAUGAGAGCCGCCAGCGAGCUCCACGAAGGAAGGAAUCUAUUUGCCAAGCACGGAUGUUGCAAAAGGCGAGUGCGGUCUGUCUACAUUGGACAUGAUCUCUCUGGCAGCCAGGUGAGCAUCGACCUGGGCCUCUGCCAGGCGCACUGUGGUGGUACCCGAAGAAAGAGCGCAACAGGUUUCGCCGGCAUCUCCCGCCAAUCCUCCAUGCUGGACUUCCUCAAAACCAAAAAGCUACAGGAGAGGUUCCCCAGCUCUCUCGCAGGAUCCGAACCCUCCACCAGGUUGGAGCAUUCCUGCCCAGCGAAUUACCGCUGCGAGCCCAGCAGUGUCCGGGUACAAGAGCUCUUGCUUCUGGAAGGCGUUCGACAGGUGGAGGUGAUUGAGGGCUGCCAGUGCAACGCUAGUCCUUCCGAAUGUCUUCGGCUGCCGUCUCUGAAAACCUUCUUCCCAGACUCCCCUCUGGAACAAACCUUGGACGUCGGCAGGUGUUCCAAUCCAGAACAUCCCGGAGAGGGGCUUUUCUGCCUGCCCAUGGAUUUCGACUCCAUUCUGAUAAAGACCCCAAAUGGGCACCGUUCGGUUCAGAUCGUGGGGAGCUGCCGGCUGAGGGAGCCCUGUUACCGGGUCUCCCACAUGGAAUACUACUACGAGGUGGUACUCAACUCUGCGGGAGAAAAACUGGAGCUGAUUAAGGAAAUUGAUGUUGGAAGAUGCUUAGGGCAAUGUGACCCUGGAAGUCCCUGCCUGCUAAGGGAUCAUCAGAGCCGAGGCAAGUGCCUUGUCUGGCGCGAAGACAUCUCCAGCUCCUGCAACCCUCACCAAUACGAGACACAUACCUUCCGGAGCCGAAGCGGGGAGCUGCGCACUGUCUUUGCCGUCCGAGCUUGCAAAUGCGGGGUCUUAAAGGGUCUGGAACGGGCGCCCCCCAAAACACGAGGUUUAAUUUAGCAAGUCAAUGGGAGGAGGAUUCCGCUUGCCAACGUGUCCCCCAGAUGUGGUUUGUCAAGAGGUGGCGAAUACAUGAAUAAAUGGGUGGGGUUUUUUUUGGGGGGGGAAUUUCGGUUAUUUCAGCCUUCAAGACUCGAUAGUGCACCUACUUAUAAGUAGCUAGAAUGAACAUUGCACAUUUUGGGGAGAGGUUUAGACGGGGCCAAGCUUCCUGUUUGGGAUAUUGUCCUGCUGGGACCAAAGGAAAAAGGAUGUUUUAGGACCUGUUUGGUCGACUUUAUUUCCCCUCUAAGCAAGGAGGGACAUGACAAAGGACGCCCCCCCCUCAACCUAUGAUCAAAUAUGCCUGAAAUAGUGACUCAGGGCAUUUUAAUACUUUAAUAACUUUCCUCUGGUAUAACUGGGUCCAUGUUUUGUACUCUUUAACCAUUGUUGUUGUUUAGUCAUUUAGUCGUGUCCGACUCUUCGUGACCCCCUGGACCAGAGCACGCCAGGCAC